AUGUCGACUAGAAACUAUGCAGAGGUGCGGGAAUGGCUUCGAGAUGCCAGAAAUAAGACAUUUUGGAAUGAGGAUUUAUUGACUGUGAAGAGAUCGAAAUUUGGAGGACUGGGAGUGUUUGCCAGACGAGAUAUCGAAGUAGAUCUACAGGAUGAAAAGUCGAAUUUGUUACUACGAAUCAGUAAGGAAGCCAUAUUAAGUGGUGCGAACUCAUGUAUUUCGAAUCUACUAUAUGAUUCGCAUAUUGAUGGAAUUUUAGCGUUGGUAUUAGCUCUUCUAUAUGAGAAAGCUGAAGGUAAGAAUUCUCCUUGGUUUGAGUACAUAAAUUCCUUUGAAUUCCAGGACUCUACAAGCCAUAAGUUGAUAUUUGCUCCGGCAUUAUGGGAAGAUGAAGAACGAAUGCUUCUUGAAGGGACAGAUGCAGAAUUGAUGGGUAUUGUGGAUCCACAAGACAUCAAAGAUGAUUAUAAUAUCUGCCUGCAAUUUGCCAAAGACAAUUCAUCUGUUAUGAAGGCUCCGUAUGAACUAUCUCCUGACUCGGAGAAGUCCAAAUGGGAAAAUAGAAAGCUGUUUCAGCACUUUGCAGCAGCGUGUUUUGCUGUCUCUUCCAGAGCAUUCAUUAUAGACAACUACCAUCAGUUAGCAUUGGUUCCAGGUGCAGAUUUGUUUAAUCAUGGAGCUCAAAAUGGGGAAGAUGUUCAUUUUGUGGCUAUUGGUCAGGUUUGUCCGUUCUGUGGAAGGAGUGAUGAAUGUGGGCACGAUGAGUAUGGGCCUCCAGAUAGUGAAGAGGAGGAGUACGAGUAUGAGAAGGAGGAAGAGGAGGAGGCAAAGGCUGUUGACGACGAUGUUGAUGACGAUGUUGAUGACGAUGUAGACGACGUCACAUCAAUCACUAUGGAUCUGAUUAAUCAACUAGAACAGGAAUUGGAACAGCAGAAGAAAGAAGAAGCUGAAGCUGAAGCCGAAUCCUCAGAAGAGCAUUUUGAUGUAGAUUCAGAACUAACUCCGGAUGAAGUUCGACUUAAUCCUGAUCAAUGUUGUGAUAUAGUAAUACAGAGGAAGGUGAAAAAAGGUCAAGAACUCAUGAAUACCUACGGAGACUUAAGUAAUUCUCUAUUACUAGCCAAAUAUGGAUUCACUAUGGACAAGAAUCCGAACGAUAUUGCUUGUUUAGGAAGACAGAUCAUUGCAUACAGAGAUUCUGUUGGAGAGAAAGCAAAUGAGAGGCUUGAAUGGUGGUCCAAGGUUGGCUAUGAUAGGUUGAAGGAGGAGGAAGACGAGGAUGACAGUGAUGAACAAAUGGACAUUUCUGAAGAAGAUUCCAUCGAUGAUAGCUGGUUAUUAGCCAUUAAUAUUGGAUAUCCAGGAGUCUCCUCUACUGAAUGUAGAUGUGUUACUAAGCUAUUAAGUAUGACAGAUGAAGAUUUUUGCAAGCUACAGAAUGACGAGGAAGAAUUUUGCAAGUUCUACAGAUCUGAAAUGGAUACUGGAUCCAAAAGGAUACUUAAUGAGCUAUGCCAGGCUAGACUUAGGUGUCUACCAGGUUUAAGGUCAAAAGUCUAUGAGAAGUUUAGAAAAGGUAGAGUUGAAGGAAGGAAGCUUGCAAUAUGUAGGUUAUUGAGGUCUGAAGAAGAAAUCUUACUGCACGAGAUUGCAAAGGAGUUAUCUGAGUUUACUUGA
Messenger RNA from Brettanomyces nanus, 1680 nucleotides. RefSeq lists its product as uncharacterized. The record is from RefSeq and is a predicted model, not a curated record. Gene Ontology annotation, cellular component: nucleus. Gene Ontology annotation, molecular function: protein-lysine N-methyltransferase activity. Bases 1 to 1680 code for a protein of 559 amino acids. Lineage: Eukaryota; Fungi; Ascomycota; Pichiomycetes; Pichiales; Pichiaceae. Gene Ontology annotation, biological process: peptidyl-lysine monomethylation. The transcript has a single exon.